This is a messenger RNA of Synchiropus splendidus (mandarinfish), 629 nucleotides long. RefSeq lists its product as uncharacterized. NCBI's taxonomy places the organism in Eukaryota, Metazoa, Chordata, Actinopteri, Syngnathiformes, Callionymidae. The transcript has 5 exons. The record is from RefSeq and is a predicted model, not a curated record. The coding region runs from base 75 to 629 and encodes 184 amino acids.
AUAAACAGGCAGCCGCUCCUCGCCGUGACUUCACGUCGCCGUCGCCGCCGCAGCAGGACCAGGCGUCGCCCAGGAUGGAGCGCCGCAGGAAGGCGCCGGCGUCCCUGCAGCUGAGCCGGAGCCAGGAGGAGGCCGAGCCUGGGGUGAGUCCAGCCGCCUCCCGGGCGCCGCUGUCUCCCACCCGCUUCAAGGUCAAGACCAAGAGCUCGCCGCUGAUCGAGAGGCUUCAGGCCAACCUGGCCCUGUCGCCCACCGCCCUGCUGCCGCCGCCGGCCCCGCUCAGCCCGUCCAGCGAGGAGGAGGAGGCCGCCGCGGGCUUCGGCAGCCCUCCAGGGGGCGCCCCGCUGCCCAGCUUCAACAAGACUCGAGCGCGGCUGUCCUUCAAGAGGCGCCUGCCGAGCCGCAAGCACCGCAGGUCGUCGGGAGAGGAGUCGCCUCUGGAGGACGGAGAGCAAGGUGCUGGGUUCCACUCCCCCGAGGAGGAGGAGGAGGAGGAGAGAGACUGUGAGCCCUCGGAGAAGAAGCUGGAGGAGACGAGCCAGGGUCUGAUGGAGGAGGAAGGAGGGGGGGAGGGCGCCAUGUUGCCGAGGGUCAGUGAAGGCAGCACGGCGCCACUUCUCCAGGCUUGA